AGGCCAAUUUUCCCCUCAAACAAAGUUCAAUGGAGCCGCAUGGUGCUUCCCCCCAAGUCCGUGGCAUCAGAUAACGCAAAACGUCAAUAAAUGCUGCGCUGGAAAAGUGUCACUAAUCAAAUGUUCCGCUUGAAUCAACAAAGUCUGGAGUGAAUGCAGGAGGAAAAUGUGAAGAGUUUUUUUUUAUUUUGUUUUUGUUGUUCCCGGUAUUUGCAGAAGUGAGUGAGUUCAAAUAACGGUGUAAUUUACUCCUCACCCCCCACGUCUCAUUAGUGACCAUGUGAUUCUGGAAUUUCUUAGUACUGAGAGUAGUGCAGCCGACGCAGCGCGGUUAGUGAAAGUAGCAGGCUACGUCGUCAUAAUUUGUGUGUCGCCCCCGAAGGAUGAUUAGGCGCAGAGAUUAGUUGGGGAUCUUGUGUGGUGAAGGGUAAACAGUAGCAGCAGCUGCAGCCACAGACGACGACGACCGCCGGCGUGCCGGUCGUAACGAGAGAUAAGGCGCCACCACCACCAUCAGCUGGCAUCAUUGUAGCAAAGUUCCACCAAAACCAAAUAGGAAAUCACCCCCCGAAGUGUGCUCCAGUUUGACCAGCCACCUUCAACAACGUCAUCAACCCCAAAACAACCAAAGUUAAGGGGAAGGACAAAAAAUCACGGCGACGACGACGACCCACAAAAAAGCUCAACUCAACGCUCUCAAGAAGCUUGCGCUGGUCAUUACUGGUGGCCGAACAAGAGAAAAAGGGUCUCGUGACUAGUGCGGGCUUUCAGAAUGGAGACGAUUAAGAAGGAAAAUAUACAAAUAAGUGAUAAUGGUGGACCGGCCGCGGCUGCUGCUGGUUCACUCACACAGUCGUCAACGACUACGACGACGACCAGCUCGGCGGAGGUGCUGCGAGACGAAAAGUCCCAAAUCGAGAAAUCAGUUCACUCGCAAUCGGCACUCAAGACGAAGCAGUCGUGGUUCCGCAAGUCCAACACUUGUGGCAGCCUGUACGCCAAGUGUGCCUGUAGCAACGGAGUGUCCGGCGUAGGACAGGCUUCAGCGGGAGCAGGGUCUCCUACCGGGAACCACGAGGGCAAGGUUCAUCGUCACAGCCACGGCCGGCCGAUCUCGACCUCGGAGAAGGACUUCCGGAAGAUUCGGGUGCUGCAGGCGUUCGUCCAUCCGGACACGACUACGGUAUUUACGCAGGAAAAUUGCUAUCCGGGAAGUGACUCUCCGACGAGAGCUUCGUUGAUUACGUCGGCGCAAGCCGGGGAGUUCCAGAUCCUGCACUCGACACAUUCCAAGCGGCAGUCUACGCCGAACUGUGGCGCGGACUACGCCGCGGCCUUUCAUCCGGAGUUUGUGCUGAAGAAGGUAGCGCCGAAGAAGCAGUCCGCCAACGGACUUCCGGACAGCAGAUCUCCCUCGAUAAGCAUUCCAUCGCCGCGCAAGGUACCGCUGAAGAAGAGCUCGCGCAGCUAUCCGGGACUGUCUCCGUCGGACAGCAGUGUCGAGUCGAUCAUCCGGGCGUUCGGACAGCGGUCCACCUCGUCCAGUGUGGACGAAGUUACGGAAGAGGAGGACUGCUGCGCCCAGACCGGUAGUGAAACGGACGAACUCGGCAGUUUGCGGGAUUCGUACAUCUCGUUCACCGCUGCCGCCACUUCCGACAAGCAACCUCCCCCGGUGAACAGUGAUACCAACGGGUCGGUUGAUCAAGUGUGUGAAAGUGAUAUUCAGCUAGAAGAACGAAGUGACAGUGAUAGCAGCAGCAGUGACAACAGUCCACCCUCCCAGCUCCUGAACCCACUCCCCGCUCCGGCGAUCCCGUGCAAGCUCAACCCGUCGGCGCACGAGUUCUUCAUCCAGUCGGGCAUCCUCGGACCAAUGGGCAAUGGAUCGUCGGUGCUGCUGCGGAAAACGUCCAAGAUCGUGCCGAACGUGGACGCGCCGGUCAAGGAGAAGAUCCGCAAAAAUUCCAAAAUGCUGUACGGCAGCCGGACGGUGCUAACCGGCGGCGGCGGUGGUGACUCCCGCCGCAAAUCCAUUCCGCCGGACUCCAACUGUGAUAGCUUCCAGUCGUACGGGAGCACCCCGACGCUCAACAGCAGUAGCGGUGGCCGCCAUCUGCCGCGGACCCUCGAAGAUGAAAUCAACAACCUGCGGCAGCUGCUCAAAGCCCGGGACGAGGAAAUCAGCAAACUUCGGCGGGAGAUCGACAAACUCAAGAGCGUACUCCAGCAGACGACCACCAACAGCAUGGACGUUAAGAAGCAGCAGCAGCAGCAGCAAUCGGCCCCGGUCGUGGCACUCCAGCAGCUCCAGAAAGUCCCCAAGACCCCACCGGUAGUCGAGGGCGACCUGCUGUCCAGCAUUCAAGCGAACUACGUGAUGGCCGGUCAGCAGCUUCCGGUCUCCGAACUCUUCGGCGUUCCCGGCAAGGGCUUCAAGCUGAACCACGGAACGCCGAGCAACGUCGGAAACGGUCACAUCAAACCCAAAGGAGCCAUGCUGGUGGCGAUGAAGAAGCAGGGAGUUUCGGGCGAGAGUUGCGAACUGAUGGGCAGUCACUCGGACAUUAAGAUCCCCAAGUACGACAAGGACUACAGUGCGAAGCAGCUGAUUAAGGACGCGAUUUUGGAGAACGAUUUCUUCAAGAACAUUGAUUCGCUGCAGAUUCGGGAGAUUGUGGACUCGAUGUACAGUCGGGAGUUUCGGGCCGGGGAGUAUGUGAUUCACGAGGGGCAGGCGGGCUCGCACUUGUACGUGUCGGCUUCGGGGAACUUUGAGGUGUUGAAGGAUAGCAAGUCGCUGGGGUUCAUGGGGCCGGGGAAGGCGUUUGGAGAGCUGGCGAUACUGUACAACUGCACGAGGACGGCUUCCAUUAGAGUGCUGUGCGACUCCCGCGUCUGGGUCCUGGACCGGCGCGUCUUCCAGCAGAUAAUGAUGCGCACCGGGCUGCAGCGGAUCGAGGAGAACGUCAACUUUCUGCGGUCGGUCCCCCUGCUCAAGAACCUCAGUAAUGACGUACUUACCAAGAUUGCGGACGUGCUGGAAGUGGAAUUCUACCCCGCCGGAGCGUACAUCAUCCGUCAGGGCGCCGCCGGCGACACCUUUUUCCUCAUUAGCCAAGGCACGGUGAAGGUCACCCAGCGUUUACCAGGCCGUUCCGUCGAGGAGGAAAUCCGAAUCCUGGGCCGCGGCGAGUACUUUGGCGAGAAGGCCCUCAUCAAGGAGGACAAACGGACGGCGAACAUAAUCGCCAUGUCCCCGGGCGUGGAGUGCUUAACGCUGGACCGGGAGUCCUUCACGAAGCACAUCGGGGACCUGUGCGAGCUGCACGAGAAGGACUACGGGGACGCGGAGCGGGUGCUGGCCUUCCGGAAUCUGGAGAACCAGCUGCCUUCGCUGGACGCGGUGAAACCUGAACUCAUGGACGUGGAACUGUCCAGCUUGGAGAUUGUCGGAACGCUUGGCGUCGGUGGCUUUGGCCGCGUCGAGUUAGUCAAACUAGAGCAAACCAACUCGAUCCGGGUGUUUGCGCUCAAAUGCAUGAAGAAGAAGCACAUCGUGGACACUCGGCAGCAGGAGCACGUGUACAGCGAGCGGAAGAUCAUGCUGGCUUGCAAUAGUCCGUUCAUCUGUCGGCUUUACCGGACGUAUCGGAACGACAAGUACGUGUACAUGCUGCUGGAGGCCUGUAUGGGCGGAGAGGUUUGGACGAUUUUGAGGGAUCGAACGCACUUUGAGGACGGAACGGCAAAGUUCAUCGUCGGGUGUGUGCUGAAGGCGUUUGAGUUUUUGCACUCGCGGGGGAUCGUGUACCGAGAUCUGAAGCCGGAGAAUCUGCUGCUGGACUCCAAGGGUUACGUCAAGUUGGUUGACUUCGGCUUUGCCAAGUUCAUUGGUUACAGCAGCAAAACAUGGACCUUCUGCGGAACUCCGGAAUAUGUCGCGCCUGAGAUUGUGCUGAAUCGAGGACACGAUCGUUCCGUGGAUUACUGGGCGCUUGGAGUUUUGAUCCAUGAGUUGCUGACGGGAAUACCUCCAUUUGCGGCGGCAGACCCGAUGAAAACGUACAAUAUUAUUCUUAAGGGAAUCGAUAUGGUGAAUUUUCCCAAGCACAUGUCCCGGUCGGCGGUCAGUUUGAUCAAGCGGCUCUGUCGGGAUAUUCCGUCGGAGCGGCUCGGCUAUCAAAGGGGAGGCGUUCAGGAUAUUAAGAAGCACAAAUGGUUCCAGGGCUUCGACUGGGAGGGCCUCGCCAACCAGACGCUCAAAUCACCGCUGCAGCCAAAGCUAAAAGGCCCGCUCGACAUGUCCAACUUUGACGUCUUCCCGUCGGACCCGAGCGUACCGCCGGUGGAGACGUCCGGCUGGGAUGCCGACUUUUGAAUAGCUGCUACUGCUUUAUGUUAUAUAUUUUUAAGUUUUGAUCUACAACUGUGAGUUUGUAAGCUUAAGCAAUACUGGACCAGACACAAACGUUUAGCUUUAAGGUAGAAACUUGCCCCCCAGAUUAAGGCCUUAGCACAACCAACCUUGGUAGAACCUGUGUACAAUAUCUCAUCUAUGUUAUAGAGUUGAACCCUUUACAAAUUACGCUAAUAAAGAAAAACGCUGAAUUUGAGUA
Messenger RNA from Culex pipiens pallens (northern house mosquito), 4619 nucleotides. It is a transcript of the gene Pkg21D, whose product is annotated as cGMP-dependent protein kinase, isozyme 1. The transcript has 11 exons. Gene Ontology annotation, molecular function: ATP binding; cGMP-dependent protein kinase activity. Gene Ontology annotation, biological process: protein phosphorylation. Bases 773 to 4381 code for a protein of 1202 amino acids. Lineage: Eukaryota; Metazoa; Arthropoda; Insecta; Diptera; Culicidae. The record is from RefSeq and is a predicted model, not a curated record.